CACUCCUGGGACAUUCAUUGUUCACCAUGGCUGUCAUCCUGUCCUGGCUGUUGUUGGCAGCUGCCGCCGUCUCUGCCAACCGCAUCCCUCAACUCCCUUCAGACGAUCCUCUCGCUGCGUGUCCUGGCUACAAGGCUUCCAAUGUCAAGACAACCGCCUCGAGUCUCACCGCGAACUUGAAUCUUGCGGGCCCCGCUUGCAAUGUGUAUGGCACUGACCUGCCAGAUCUGACAUUGGAGGUUGUAUAUGAGUCCGACGAUCGCAUCCAUGUCAAGAUCCAAGAUGAGGCCAAUAGCGUUUACCAAGUCCCAACCUCUGUCUUUCCACGACCGUCGCCAUCACCAGGGGCACGGCAACGCAGUGCCAACAUCCAAUUCCACUACGUUCCAUAUCCGUUUUCAUUCUCGAUUACCCGAACCCACACGGGCGAGGUUUUGUUUGAUACUUCAGCUGCGAGUAUCGUCUUCGAGUCUCAGUAUCUCAGACUUCGUACCUCGCUUCCGGAGAACCCCUACCUUUACGGGUUGGGCGAGCAUUCCGACCCGCUACGUCUGAAUACAACCGAUUAUAUCCGGACUUUGUGGUCUCAGGAUGCCUACUCAAUCCCCGCUGGCUCCAAUUUGUACGGCAACCACCCCGUGUAUUUUGAGCACAGGAUUACUGGUACUCACGGAGUCUUCUUCCUCAAUUCCAAUGGAAUGGAUAUCAAGAUCAACAACACCAAUGGAGCAGACCAAUAUCUAGAAUAUAACACUCUCGGUGGUGUACUCGACUUCUAUUUCAUCGCAGGGCCCACGCCCGUGGCUGUAUCACAACAGUAUGCUGAAGUAGUGGGUUUGCCAGCCAUGAUGCCGUAUUGGGGCUUCGGCUUCCAUAAUUGUAGAUAUGGCUACCAGGAUGCUUUUGAUGUGGCCGAGGCUAUCUACAACUACUCCAAAGCAGGCAUUCCGCUGCAGACUGCUUGGGUCGAUAUUGAUUAUUUCGAUAGGAGAAGGGUAUUCUCGCUUGAUCCAGAGCGAUUCUCGCUUAGCCUGAUGCAAGAUAUCAACCAUUAUCUUCAUGACCACAAUCAAAACCAGAUUCUCAUGGUCGACCCAGCAGUUGCAUACCAGGAUUAUCCCCCGUACGAACGCGGUGCAGCAGAUGAUAUCUUUCUGAAACGGUCCAAUGGGUCCUAUUGGUUGGGAGUCGUCUGGCCGGGUGUGACGGUCUUCCCAGAUUGGUUCAAUACAGACACUCAAAACUACUGGAAUAACGAGUUUGCUCUCCUUUUUGACCCAACAAAUGGAGUGAACUUGGACGGGCUGUGGAUCGACAUGUCCGAGCCGUCCAAUUUCCCCUGUAACUUCCCCUGCGACAACCCAUAUGCUGCGGCAGUCGGAUAUCCACCUGCACCCCCACCUGUCCGCACACCACCACGCCCGCUUCCUGGAUUCCCGUGCGCCUUCCAACCAGUUGGUACGGACUGUACAGAUGCCCCGGCGAGAAGGGAAAUUUCCGCUCCUGCUACGGUCCCGAAACCCGUUGAAAAAAGACAAGCACCUGGUCAGGAACUCGGUCUACCAGGGAGAGACUUGCUCUACCCCAAAUACGCGAUUCACAACACUGCUGCAUACACUGUCGCCGAUAAUGCCGCAGGAGGUGGUAUCUCAAACCAUACAGUCAAUACCGAUGUCAUUCAUCAAAAUGGACUCGCCAUGUAUGAUACUCAUAAUUUGUUCGGUACAAUGAUGGCGACGGCUUCGCGCGGUGCAAUGUUGAACCGCCGCCCAACAGAGCGUCCCAUUAUUAUCGCGCGUAGCACUUUCGCUGGUGCCGGAACAAAAGUCGGGCACUGGCUAGGUGACAAUGUGAGUGACUGGCUGCAUUACCGGAUCUCCAUCCGAACCAUGCUUGCCUUUGCCUCCAUAUACCAAGUUCCUAUGGUUGGAUCCGAUGUCUGUGGCUAUGGGGGAAACACCACGGAGCAACUCUGUUCUCGAUGGGCAACCCUCGGUGCUUUCAGUCCCUUCUACCGUAAUCACAACAGCAAUCCACCAAGCAUCUCUCAGGAGUUUUAUCGAUGGCCGACCGUGACAGCAGCGGCUAAGAAGGUUAUCGACAUCCGUUACCGCCUGCUUGAUUACAUCUACACCGCGUUAUAUCAGCAGACCGUAGAUGGCACUCCUCUCGUCAACCCGAUGUUCUACAUCUACCCUAACGACAUCAAGACUUUUGCUCUCGAACUGCAAUAUUUCUUCGGCCCAUCCAUCCUCGUCGCCCCCGUAACAGAGGAGAACUCUACCAGCGUAUCAAUCUACCUCCCCAAUGACAUCUUCUACGACUUCUACACCCACGAGCCUGUGCAAGGCCACGGCGCCGACAUCCUCAUCGAAAACAUCGACUACGAAUCCAUCCAACUCUACUACCGGGGCGGCGUGAUUGUCCCCCAGCGCCUGAACAGCGCCAUGACCACCACCGAGCUCCGCACCCAAGACUUUGAGAUUAUUGUCCCCCUCGGCCUUGACGGCCGAGCCACCGGCCAGCUCUACCUCGACGACGGCAUCAGCAUCGAGCAGGACGGAACCACACUCGUCCAGUUCUCCUUUGACGGCACGCACUUUUCGAUGCGUGGCAAGUACGGAUAUAACGCCGGCGUCCAGAUCGCAAGCCUCACGUUCUUGGGCAUGCCUCAGCGUCCUGGAGGCUGCUUGGUCAAUGGCCUGGAGGUCGGGGGCUGGAGGCAUGAUAGUCAGACGGGGACUCUGACGGUCCCUGUGGGGAAAGCGCUCACGGCUGAUUUUACACUCACGGUUAGGAGGUAG
This is a messenger RNA of Amorphotheca resinae ATCC 22711, 2804 nucleotides long. Its product is annotated as glycoside hydrolase family 31 protein. Lineage: Eukaryota; Fungi; Ascomycota; Leotiomycetes; Helotiales; Amorphothecaceae. The coding region runs from base 27 to 2804 and encodes 925 amino acids. Gene Ontology annotation, molecular function: hydrolase activity, hydrolyzing O-glycosyl compounds; carbohydrate binding. The record is from RefSeq and is a predicted model, not a curated record. The transcript is spliced from 4 exons. Gene Ontology annotation, biological process: carbohydrate metabolic process.